Messenger RNA from Bufo bufo (common toad), 1217 nucleotides. RefSeq names its product TNF superfamily member 15 (gene TNFSF15). The transcript has 4 exons. The record is from RefSeq and is a predicted model, not a curated record. Lineage: Eukaryota; Metazoa; Chordata; Amphibia; Anura; Bufonidae. Gene Ontology annotation, cellular component: membrane. Gene Ontology annotation, molecular function: tumor necrosis factor receptor binding. Bases 184 to 867 code for a protein of 227 amino acids. Gene Ontology annotation, biological process: immune response.
CAGUAAUAAGGAGUAUCGACUGUAGGCGGAAUACUCCCAUACAAGAUGGGAGGGGAUCGCUGGACACUUGGAAAGGGGGGGCAGGUGCCUUUAUUUAGGGCUCUGACAGCUUCAUGAGAACAUGACUGCACUGGCCUCUGUCAAUCCAGAACUGAAGCCAGGACCACAGAACUCAGCAAAGAUAUGGAAACAAGCAAUGCAAUGCUGCAGGAAGGGAGGAAUCAAGUUACUUCCAGCUCACACUCUCUACACGCUCAGGAUAAGAGUAUUAGGAGGCUGAAAUGGGCUGUUGCUUUCUGUUUCAUUCUCCUGGCCACCUUGGUACUGUUUACAGUUUGCCUAUUACAAGGUGGUUUUGCUUUACGAUGUGGCUUCCCUGACAAGACAGACAAGGGACAAAUGGACAGACAGGAAGGGCUAAAUCUAGACACAGAGAAAAGACCCAAGGCUCAUCUAACAGGAACAAGGCAAAUUGACGCAAGUGGUCGACUGCAUUGGGAAUCUAAACGUGGUCUGGCAUUUCUCACAGGUGGAAUGAUAUAUUCCAAUAAAUCCAUCGUCAUCCCUAAAGAAGGAUAUUAUUUUGUCUACUCUCAAUUGUCAUUCCGCCCUGCAGGCAGUACAUGUGCUGAUGACACGUCUAUAUCACAGAGCAUCACAAGGUUUAAUUCCAACUAUCCAGAACCAGAAAUUAUCCUCAGUGGAAUUUCAUUUUGCACAAAGGGCAGUAAAAUAUACCAACCCAUUUCUCUUGGUGGCCUUCUUCAUCUGAAGACAGGUGAUCAGCUGAAGGUGGAUAUAAGACCUGUCAGUCCCAUUGACACCUCUGUCAAUCACAAAACCUUCUUUGGUGCUUUCUUGGUGUAAUGGAGGGUAUGUGCUGGGGGUAUACUGCUGAUAGAUACUAUGAUAGAGCCUUAUCCUUUGAGUAUGUUAAUUUAUCAAGCUCCUAUAUAUUAUUAUAGAUCACAUCAUCUAUAUUUUCAAAUUUUUAUAGUUUAUUUUAGAGCUAUUUAUAUUUGACCAAACUAAUUGUACAUCUUUAUUCCACAUAAGUUAAAGAGGUUUCCUGGAUUUUCAUAUUGAUGGUCUAUAAAUAUGAGAUCAAUGGGGGGAGUCCAACUCCUGGCACCCUCAAUAAUCAGCUGUUUGAGGAAGCCGAGCUCUGAUGACUGCCACUGCCUCCUCUCAGCUUACCAAGCACAGUGUUGUCCAUU